AUGGACGACAUGGAGAUGGGCCAUACCCAUGGCUCGAUGGGAAGCACGUCUGGAGACGGCGUUCCGAACCUUUUCUUCCUGCAGCACAUGUACUGGGCCGUCGUAGGGAGCGCAAUAGGCGUCGCAGCUCUGAUCAACAUUACCAACAAAGCUUUGUACUGGCAACGAAUGACUGAUCACGGCAAAGAUGCACCUGCGAAACCUAAGAAUCUACUCUUCAGGUCAUAUGCAACGGCGACAGCCAUUGGUCGGGAAAUCUCCAGUUCAAGCAUUUCGUUGCCACUGCCACAGACAUGGCAAUGCUUGUCUCCUCUGUUGGGAUGUUUCUCGCUAGUCCUGGCGGAUGCCGUCCUAGUCAUUGUGCUCUGCUUCUACGGGCUCAACCCAGGCGAUCAAUGGCAAUAUGAAGAUGUCGGGUACCGCACUGGCUUCAUCGCCGCAACACAAUUGCCUCUCGUCGUUCUUCUCGCCGGCAAGAGAAAUAUCAUUGGAUUCCUCGUCGGCUGCAGUUACGAACGGUUGAACUGGCUACAUCGAUGGGUAUCUCGAAUCCUUUUCUUGACGGUAUCAAUACACAUGGGUUUUUGGUUUCGAAGCUGGGCUAGAUAUGACUAUAUCACUAUCAAGCUCGAAACAGAUCCCAUUGUUCAACGUGGGUUUGCCGCUUGGUGCAUUCUGCUGUGGAUUUUCCUGACUUCAUUUGCCCCAAUCCGAAGAUGGAACUAUGAAUUUUUCAUCGUGCAGCACAUUGUGACAUUUAUCGGUUUUCUGGCUGCGGUAUUUCUGCACUUACCUGCCGAGGUCAAAGGCUACGUUUGGUUACCGAUCGCAUUGUAUGCUUGCGAUCGCGUAGUACGAACGGUAUUUAUACUUUUCAACAACUUGUCUAUCUUUCAUCCACGUCGAAGUGGAAAUAGCAUUUUGGUCCACAAGGGCAGAUUGGAGCCACUGAGUAAUGGAGCCUCAAAGAUCGUGAUCAUUGACCCAUCCUUCAGAUGGCAACCAGGCCAACACGUGUUCCUUUCGUGUCAUGGGAUUGCACCGCUACAGGCACACCCUUUCACGAUCGCUACCCUAAUGGAAGAUAAACAAUUAGAAUUCAUCAUAAAGUCCAAAUCCGGUGCGACGAAACAUUUCUUUGAGGCGGCGAGGAAGCAUCAAGGCCUUCCAACGUCGAGCACAGACCUCAGCUCUCAAUACCUCUUCCCAAUAAUCAUCGAUGGCCCUUAUGGGACCAUAAGGCCUUUGUGUCAAUUUGAUAGUGUGUUUCUGAUUGCUGGAGCUAAUGGAGGCAGCUUCACCGUUCCACUCAUGAGGGAAAUUGUUGCUCGUCGUAAACGGCAAUUGACACCACCAGCAAACGGUCCGAAAGGAUCUAGUAUCCCCGAAGCUGUUGUCACACGAUACAUACGCUUCAUAUGGGUCAUGAAGUCCAAGGGCCAAUACCAAUGGGCAAGCGAAAAGAUCAACAGGGUCUUUGACGACGUGCAGCUGUUGCGAAGUGAAGGUCAUCUUAUUGAGCUUGACAUGAGUAUCUACAUGACCUGCGAUGUGAAUCUUGACAUUGACAUUAUCUCGCAACGGAAGUUUUCAGGUGGCGUCAUGAUUGGCCCGAAAGUUGCUCAAAGAAAGAACAUCGAGAAAACUUUCGUUGUUGAAAUGGAAAAAGCUACAUACAGCAGCUCAACGUCUUCUGACAGGUCUGAGCCAACUACUGAGCGGACUCGAACCAAGAAAGCUUGUGGCCCGAACGGAACAUGCUGCUGCGCGACUACAAUUGAAGACGAGGAUGCAAUAAGGCAUGCAGCUGAUCGACAGGUCUGUUGCUGCUGCACCGCAAAACAACAAGCAAACAUCUCAACGAAUCAGAAACAUGAUGAGAAAUUGUUACAGGAAAGCCGUCUUUCAGGUGAGGAAACAUUGACAGUGGAAUCAGACAGUCCCAUGACGGGGUUUCACUCCUCAGUAGCGGUGCUCACCGGACGACCUUACCCCAAGAUUCUUGUUCGGACAAUGUUAGAGAAAGCUCGGGGUGAGAGUGCAGUGGUCGUUUGCGGACCACAAGGAUUGAACGAUGAUGUACGCAACGCUGUCGUAGCCCUGAGUGAUGAGCGCGCGGUACAUAAGGGUACUGGUGCUCAAGGAAUCUAUUUCUGGGCGGAAGGCUUUCAGUAUUAA
Molecule: messenger RNA, 2178 nt
Organism: Bacidia gigantensis
Lineage: Eukaryota; Fungi; Ascomycota; Lecanoromycetes; Lecanorales; Ramalinaceae
Exons: 1
Coding region: 1-2178 (725 amino acids)
Biological process (GO): intracellular iron ion homeostasis; copper ion import; iron ion transport
Cellular component (GO): plasma membrane
Molecular function (GO): ferric-chelate reductase activity
Source: RefSeq, a predicted model, not a curated record